UUUCGGUGGGGCCGCUGAGCGCCGACGGCACGCGGCGUGGAGCAUUGAGCCCGCGGUGCCCAAAUUCCAUCAAGCGCGCAACCUAGCGGCGUGAUGCUACGGGGCAGCGACAUGCACAACUACUGCAGAGCAUGGGGGAACGGAAGAGGAAAGAGGAGACGGGAUGAUGUGGAGGAGAAGGAGAAGAGCGGUGGCAGGCGACGAGGAGCGGUGGCGGGCGGCGGGGGCCGCGGCGGCGUGUCGGAGCUUCCCAGCUCGACAGCCCAGCACGCCGCGGGUCGGGCACGACCCCCGCGAAUUUGGGGCGAAACGUUCUGGAUGAAUGGCUAUGGGGCCGAAACACGUGGGGUCGGAGGAUCGCGCCGAACCGCCGAUGCAUCUGCGACGUCGGGGUAGAGAAGCUGAGGCUCUGGAUCGCCCUCAUCGCCGAUGUGGGCGGCCUGGAACCGGAUGUCCUCUGGAUCGUGAGCCCCACCGAUCACUGGCAGCCCAGCGGGCGCGCGCGUGGAACGCGGCGCCGAUCAAAACUGUCAGGCCGAUUUGUUUGGCCAGCAUUUACAAACUAGAGGCCGCCCAACGCGCCUCGCGCGGCGAGGGCGGCCAACGCCCGUGGGAGCGACGCAGGGGCUGCUUUGCGCGCUCACUCGCAGCGGAUGCACAGGUCCAGGUUGCCGUCGUGGUGGAGGAUCUGCUGGAAGGCGCUGGUCACCUGCCACGCGCUCUGCGCGGGCGGGGGCCUCUCCACGAACUUCAGCGACUUGGACCGGCAGUUCGGCAUUUCCGC
Messenger RNA from Prorocentrum cordatum, 784 nucleotides. Lineage: Eukaryota; Dinophyceae; Prorocentrales; Prorocentraceae. The record is from the annotation of a GenBank genome assembly.